AGUUUGUUUUUAUUUUUAAUAAAACCCCAGUCAAAGGCGCAGGCCUAUAUACUGAACAACGCAAGCGGGGGAAGUCAUACCAACUCCCAAAUCGAUAUCGUUAAGAUAUCCAUCCAAUCGCUGAGCUUACAGUUCAGUCAACGGAAGGCAGAAGCUAAAAUACAAUAAAUAGAAACUUGACAACACAUUUCAUCUGCUGCUUUGAAGCAUUGUCAGUAACGUUAUAUAUAACCAGUCCAAAUCCGGCUUCUGUGUAAAUGUAAAAAUAACAACGACGAGGUGUUUUCUGCUACAGCUCUGAUUUGUGCCACUGACUCAUACCCUGACUCCAUAGCAACCGUGGCUGAGGCGCAUGGGUAGUAAGUUUAUUUAAAAAAACAAACAAACAAAGAGGAGAUUAUUAAAAACCAGUGAUCCUAACAUAUACAUAUUACAGCGUUAUAGUAUUUACGAGCCCGUGUUUGAGUGUUCAGGAUAGAAGUGGUGAAAAUACAACCCCCAGAGCUCCUUCUGCCCAUGAAUGGCCCCUCCCCCUUUCUCUGCCCGCCUUACUUUAUUUUUUAGAGAUGUUAUACAGGCAGCUGACAAAUUAAAGGACAACUCUCAAUAAAUGACUGGAGGAACAUAACGAAUGUAGAUGCUUCCACACAGGUGCACUGCAGGGUACAACUAAGAAAUGAACAUGUGGCAUGUAUAAAACACAUGAUAGCAGCCCAUCCGGGUACUCAAGCCCCCGCUCCCUUCUGAUAAAUGUAAAUGCAAAUUCUAAGGUCUUUGGCAAUUAAAUGCCAUAAAAUAAGAAUCUCGUAUUUGCUUUUUAGUUAUUAGGAGCCACAAUCUCAUGGCCACCAAGGUAAUAUAGAAAAAUAAAGACACAGGGGUUGAUGUCCUUUUAGUGUGCCUCCAUCAAAGUGGACGAACCUGACAUAUACAAGUACAUUAUUGAAUCAUAUUUCUGACAUUAGUCACUGUUUCUGUCGUUAAGACACUUUAUUUUUCUGUUUUGGUUGUCUGUUCAAUGUGACGUUACUGUAAGCUAACGUCAGUGUGGCAGUGCGUAACAGCCGUUACGUUUCAUUGAUCAACCUUUUCCUAAAAGAGAUGGGGUUUUAUCUCAGUCAGCACACAUGUCAUUUACUCACUAACAUCAUUAACUGACCUCUGAUGAAGUGUUUGCCCCCUCAGUUUACUCUUUUAUCCUCUCUGCAGAUGGCCUAAAGCCACUCUUCUUUUACAAUCUUUUGCUCUUUGGGGAAGUAAAGAAAGUCAUAACCUGGGUUUUUUUAUUGUCUGAUGUGCAAAAUUUGAUGCAGAAACUUUUAGACAUAGUACCACUUUGACAGUUCUUGUCACCCAAAAUUCCGAUUUUGUUAGGGGGAUAUUAUAGUGGGGUUGCACUGCAUUAACACAUCUGAGAGUACAAUGAUUCUGAGAGCUAGUGCAGCAUAAUAUGAUAAAAACAUUGUAUUGCGAUAUGAUUCAUCUUUCCUUAGUGUGGGCGUAAUCAUUUUUGCAUCACAAAUGAAACUUAACACGAACAACAACAGUGGCCCCAUUGAUAGGGCACGAGGGGUCUACGACAAUGAUGUGAAUCAUGUGCUGCAUAUGCAGAUAUCAACGCAAUUGAACACCUAUGCAAGAUUUUGCACCGAUGUGUUAGACAGCGCUUUCCACCAUCAUCAAAACACCACAUCCCUCCAGUUCCAAAGAUUGGUAGAAUCCAUUUCAAGGCACAUUGAGGCUGUGCUAGAGAUACACCGUACUAUAAAACUUUGUUUGUUUUUCCUUUAAUUUAUCACCCAUCUUUAUAUUAUUAGGUUAUUAAUGUGAGACUAUAAUCCCAAAGCAAUACAAGAAAACAGAGGUGACAUUUAUUCAUCACUUGGGAGAUACUCCACAUUUUAUUUCGGCACCCAAUAUUAAAUAAUAUAUAUUAUAUCAACUACAUAGGCUACAAAUUCUGAAAUGUAUGUUUUUUUGGUAAAACCUGGAGGCAGAAUAGUUUGUUUCUUUACUUUUUAUCUGAAACAAAAUCAUACUUUUACUGAAGUAACCAAUGUGAUGCUCCACUGCGUACAAAUGCAGAUCAAGAGCCAUUGCCUACUAUUCAUUUGAAGAAGACAUAUUGAUUGUUUCACUUCAUACAGUUCACUUUUUUCUUUACCCUUCUGAGCAUAUUUUUGGGUAGCCAAAUGGCUGAUUUUGACAUCAACAGGAAGUUGGUGUUAUCAAAGGGAAACACACACACACACACACAUACACACACACACACACACACACACACACAAAAUGUGUUACAGAGACUAUUUUUCUCCUUAAAGACCCUAAUCAGCAUUUUCUUUUUGUUUCUUUUUCACCUUUUUUUUCUUUCUUUUUUUUAAAACUUAUUUUGGAUUUGAGGAACACAGCUCAACAACAUUACUUCACAGCUGGAAUGUUUUGCAAUUUGGAAAGGUUAGUUCCUUUGCGCCAAGUGUGCCAGCUCACAGUCAGCUGAACGUUAUGCCACUGUAAAUAAACACUGUCUAAUAUUAGACAGAAUACUGCAAAUAUUCCUUCCUCACAUUAGUGUCAGUGCUGUUUUUGAAAUCCUAAAACACCAGCUGUAGAUUUUAUUAAGAUAUGUCAAGCUGUUCCAGUUCUAGUUGUAUAUUAGUGUUUAACUGGUUUCUGUGGCAUAAGGGAAGACUACACUUCUUCACUCAAGAAAAAGGAAAAGCUGAGUUUUUCUUGUUCAUCAGCCCUGUUUGUCUCCUAUAUGGGACAGUUAAUAUCAAGAUGUGUCAUUGCAAGAUGUAUUCAUGAACCACAAACUCCGCAUACAGCUUGCAGAUCACAACCACAUACAUGAGAUAACUACCACAUGCAGCGUUGACAGUUAAACUCAAAUCUGCAAACCGGGGCUCGAGUCAGUAAUAACGCCUGCACAUUAACACUUCAUACCCAGUGCAUGUAAGCAACUGUGCAUUGUGCAACCUGGAAACGCCAACAUGUGCUUACACCAGCAUGAGAUCACAAUAUGUGUGAAAUUACACUUACUCAGCGUAAAAGAUUUGAUUCGGUACAGUAAGUAUACACCUAGUAAAAAGUUUAUGAUCUAAAACCUACCUUAAAAAAUGCAGUCUAAUGCAACAACCUUGAAAUAAAUCCUACUUUCAUGAAGGUCAUGAUGUUCGUGUUUUGAUUUAACUGUUUUAGAGAGGUGUUGAUUCAAUUGUAUGGUAAGUUUGGAGAUUAUAUGCAGUUUGUGCUGCUGUUAUAUUUUAUGGUGUCAUAGUAAGAGGUGUUUCUGAUAUUUUGUCCACACCAUCAUUAUAUGAAUGAGGAGUAUGAGAAACACCUCUCAAUAUAAUGCAGGACAGUUCAACAGCACCACAAACUACUGCCUUAAAUUGUCCUGUCUGGCAGUCAAAGCCAUAUUGGAUUUUACGAAACGUAUAAUACAGACACUGUGAAUGUGUCUAAUGUGUCUACUUUGUAAUGUUGUCUAGUUUGGGAGUGUUCAUACUGUCUUGAAAGAGGGUGAUCAUGUGACUAGCAAGAAAGGAAACUGGUGUUUUGGCUUAUCAGACGUCAUCCUGUGUGUUAGAAAAAGGCAGAUGUUUGGGUGGAAAGCGGUUUGGAGAGGGGGAAGAGAAAGAAGAAGGGAGGGAUUUGUUGGUCACAUGUAUUUUAUAUUUCUUUAUCAUGAGGGUGUCAAAGAUUUUCAGUGUGUCUGGAUGGGGUAGGAGGACCUGCUUCACUCAAACUGAGCUUAUUGGACAUAAAUAGAGAAAGUGAAAUUGCUAAACUAGGGUAAAUGGCAUGAUAGCCCAGGCAAAACCACUCAGCUCAGUCAGAUGUCACUGUAGGCAGUGUUCAGGACUUUAAUUAAAGACUAGACUUGAUGAUCUUACUGGUGUGAGAGGCCUUGUGGUAGCUAAUUUACAGAGGAACCGGAGAUAACUGGAGAUGAGGGACGCAAUGUGGAUUUAUGCCGCCUUCAUCCUCUUGUGGUCUGAAGCAUGGAGCCAGAUUACAGGAACUAAUCAAAGCACCUCUGCAAACUCCAACACUACUACCCCUUUCAAAUAUACCGUUGACAGACAUACAACUUUCAAGAUGGGGAGUGAUGCUGAUCUCACAUGCAGUGAUAAGACAGUAAAUGAGACAAUAUAUGUUAUCUGGAAGAUAGACUUGAAAUACAAAGACUGUGAGAUAUCUUUUAGCAAUGAUGGCCAAAGUUUAGAUUCCUGCAAUGAUGGCAAGUCCCUGCAAAGCACAUCCAGUGAUGAAUUCUACCUGCACAUCCCAAACUUCUCAAAUGAUGACGUGGGGAUCUACAAGUGUGAUACAGCUUACAAGGGAGGAGGUGAAACUUACAAGAUCGACGUGUCUAUCACAGUUCCUCCCACUAUAUCAGCCUGGUUAGAGCGUAAGGACAACAUGGUGGUGGCAGUGUGCAAAGCUGAAAGAGGAAAACCUGCAGCCAGCAUCACCUGGAGUCAUAUGGAAAACUUGACGGCUGGGGAGCCAGUGAUUGACUCAAAAGGAUUUUUUACAGUCGAAAGUCGUCUGGAGUUCCUUGAGGGAAUGAAUCCAGAAAACCUGAGCUGUGUUAUCAGGCACCCGUACUGGAGAGAGGAACAGAUUUUUGUACCAAAACACAGAAAAGGUGAUGCCAGCAGUCCAACACCUCACCAUCCAAAUCACCACCAAUGGAGGAUGUGGUGGAAAUGGAGGAAGUGGAGGAGGUGGAGCCCUACGCCAACCCUAAGGGACUGUUCUGCCAUCUACUGGUGGAGAUCAGAACAUUGUCCAGCAUCAUGAUCAUGCAAAGUAAAUGUUAGGAUGUCUAAUAAUGAUAAUAAUACACACAUACAUAUAGAACUGCUGAACGUUUUCUUAACACAAGAAUCAUAUGUAUAUUAAAACUGUUUUUGCUUCCUGUAAUAAUUCACAAUGUUCAUACUGGCUAUUAAGAGAUGCCUUCCUAAUUAUUCCACUGUAAGUGAUUGGGAACAAAAUCCAGAGUCCCCUGAAGCCAGAGUCUGCUCUUUCUGUUUUGAAUUCUGAUAUUUAAUUGUAGGCGGCUCAUCUUACCUUCAAACUGAUUAUUUAGUUGGACAGAAAAGAGGAAACCUCACGAAUGUAUUUCUGUCCACAGACCAUGACAAACUUGGACUCUCUUAGUAUGUCUCAGUGGUGGAGGAAGUCGUCAGAUCCUUUACUUAAGCAAAAGUACUUAUAUCACACUGUAAAAUACUUUGUCCUGCAUUGAAAAGCUUAAGUUAAUGUAUGUAAGUAUAUUCAGGGAAAUAUUAAAGUAUUAAAAGUAAAAGUAACGCAAAAAAAUUUCCCCUGUGACUAUUUUGCUAGUAUGUAUUGUAUCAUCAUUAGAUAAUUAUGCAGCAUUUUACUGUUUUCUAAUUUUGAACCAUUUUGUAUAAGACUAAAACAUCAUCAUUUGAGCUGUUUGUGCGUAGUUACAUUCCACCAUUGGUUUUUCAGUGGUCCGUUCUGGUGAACACAUUAACACAAUUUCUUCUCUUUGAACUUAUUUCAAACAUUUUCAGUGAAACAGUUGAUUGAUACAACAGUAUCAUGAACAAAAGUGGUACUCUGUAAACUUUUAAUCAAUAAAAAAAUCAAUAAAACCACAAUGAAACCAA
Dicentrarchus labrax (European seabass) is the source of this 5651-nucleotide messenger RNA. RefSeq names its product cell surface glycoprotein CD200 receptor 1. Gene Ontology annotation, molecular function: signaling receptor activity. The transcript has 6 exons. The coding region runs from base 3952 to 4809 and encodes 285 amino acids. Gene Ontology annotation, biological process: regulation of neuroinflammatory response. The record is from RefSeq and is a predicted model, not a curated record. Lineage: Eukaryota; Metazoa; Chordata; Actinopteri; Moronidae.